CUGGGUAGGAUGCGUCACUUUCUCCGUGGAUGGCAAGCACAUCCUCAGCGGAGGUUCCGACAGGAUGAUAUCGGGGUGGGCAGUGCCCAAGGAUGCUUGGCCUGAAUCAAAGGUAUUUUACUGUUAUUUUUCUGCCCCUUCGUCAUGUCAUAUAGCAUAUCUUUGAAUGUCAAGGCUCGAGUCUUUGCAAACCGCGAUAUGGCCAACUCGGAAAAAUCACUGUGGGAGGACGUACUUCUCGAUGCGCAAAAGGUAAUCGAGUUGAACCCUUCGUCGCAUAUUGGAUACCGGUUGAAGCAUACAGCGCUUCAUGGCGCACAACGCUACAAUGAAGCUAUCGAGGCCUUCAAAGUGAUGCUCGCCAAAUUGGACAAUGCUCACGAUAUGCAGAUACGAAAGCUGCGUGAACAGUAUGCCAGUCCCUCCGAAGCAGAUGAUGUCAUUCAAAAGGUCAUAAAUGUUCAGCUUGACACCGCCCCGCUUCGUCUGUUCGACACCACCACUGGGCUUCUAUGUGAUCGAGAAACACAGAUAAGCGCUUUUAAAACGACCACAAAGUACAAGCAGCUUCUGCUAUCGAUUAUGAAGCACGCAGACCUCCCAAGGGAGAUCAUCACAGAUGUAGUGGCGAAAUACUUCGGAUGUGUCAUGUUAUCACAUAGAUGGGAAGGAAAGGAGCCGUUGCUGCGUGACAUCAAGGACAAGGCCGUGUUCCAGCUGGAGGCAACCGGCGGUCUCAGAAAAUUGCAGUUAUUCUGCAAGAAAGCGCACCAGGCAGGGUUUCACUGGGCGUGGGUUGAUUCGUGCUGCAUCGACCAGAACAACAAUUACUACCAUGCAGCGCUUACGAUCGUCUACCUCUCUGAUGUUCCGCCUUCGUCCAAGUCUGGCGCGCUAACAAGGAGUGCUUGGAACACCCGAGGGUGGACCGUCCCAGAAUUCCUGGCUCCUAAAGUCAUUCUCUUCUACCAACAAGAUUGGACUCUAUAUCUCGACAAUGACUCUCACAACCACAAGGAGUCAGUCGAGAUUAUGCAUGAGCUGGAGGGUGCGACGGGCGUAGAUGCUCGCGCCCUCGUUGCCUUCCAACAGGGGAUGAGAGACGCUCGAGAGAAACUCAAAUGGGCGUCUACGCGUGUCACUUCUGUGGCGGAAGAUAUUGCGUACUCACUGUUUGGUAUCUUCGGCAUCCAACUACCUAUCCUUUACGGCGAGAAUAAGGAAAAUGCACUCGGGCGGCUCCUGCAGGAGAUCGUGGCUCGAUCGGGGGACAUUACAGCCCUCGACUGGGUCGGACAACCAUCCACGUUCAACAGUUGUCUCCCAGCCGACAUUUCAUCAUACGCAGCUCCUCCAUGCGCCCUCCCACUUUUGUCUGAAGACCAGAUUCAGACUGCCGUCUCUUCGCUGCAACAUACUGUGGCUGUAGAAUUGGCUUCAAGUUUUUAUGACCGGCUUGACAAUUGCAUCGUGUCACAGAAGUCAGACGGAGGCAGGAUCUAG
Messenger RNA from Suillus subaureus, 1503 nucleotides. RefSeq lists its product as uncharacterized. The coding region runs from base 145 to 1503 and encodes 452 amino acids. The record is from RefSeq and is a predicted model, not a curated record. The transcript is spliced from 5 exons. Gene Ontology annotation, molecular function: protein binding. Lineage: Eukaryota; Fungi; Basidiomycota; Agaricomycetes; Boletales; Suillaceae.